AUCCAGUCCUCCGAAGUAAUCAAUGAUUAUUGAAUUCGCAUCAGGCACGGAACAAUUAUUAACCGACGACCAACGGUAGCAAUCUGGGCCAGAAAUACAUCGCAGCGGUCAAUACUAGUACUUGACGCUCGUGACCUCUAAGAGAUCGCUGCAUCUCCGCUUUCUUUCUUUCUCUCACUCGUGGGUUUCGAGUCAGAUUUGAUGUCAUGGUUCUCAUCCUGUCCCGGGCUCAGCUCCAGCACCAGGUCCUCUCCUCCCGUACUGACGAUGACAGCGAUAACUCAGAUUGGGAUCCUAUGCAGAUCACAGCCCCAAUAAUUGUUGGCGUCUCACUCAUAAUCAUCUUUGCUGCAUGUAUCAUGUGGUACAGAUGGUCACACCAUUUCAAACAUCACUUUCGCCGGGUUCGAGAUGCAUCUGUCUCAAAAGUAUACCAGGUCUUCAUGCCUCAAUACCGUCGUCGAGUACAGCAUACUAGCAUACCCGUUACGCUAGAUGAGUCCAUGGCCACUCCAUGUCACAUACGAAGAUAUCAUCACUCGACGUAUAUUCGAUCAGACUCAACUGAUUCAGAAACACCACUAAGAGACUCUUUCGAAUUCUCCUUCCCACCCCACAAAUAUCGUCCUGAUUCUUUUCGCAAGUCAGCACAUCAGCAGUCCCAGCGAUCUGGGAGGCGGCUAUGGCGAUGGUGGAGUCUUUUUGGUGUGGGCCCUCGAGAGGUCAAGCCAACAGUACCAAGCCAUCGCUGGGUGGUUGAGGGUCCGGAUGAAAAUAGUACUGUGGGACAUGGGGAUGGGUCAUUCAACAGCCAGAGCGUUGACACGAGAUCAAGGUGGACGAGCGGUCUCCCACCGGUGCAUGAACAGACGAGUGACGACGAGGGUGACCCCGGUCGAGAAAUUUAUGGCGGGGUUAUCCAAAUCGGAGAUCCUGAUUCCUCUACACACUCAGCGACGCCAAUAACUCCAGGAUACCAUCAAGGUGUUGCAGCAUCUGUACCACCUGGGUCGGUUUCUACAUCGGCCCGAACGGCAGCACCGGAAUACAGUGCGGCUGGAGGUCCGUAUUCGUCAUCUAAUUCGCGGACCAUGACAACCGCGCCAACAACUUACAUUCAACAAAGUUCCUACACCCCGGGACUUACCCACUCCAACUCGCCCGCCCCACCAAUGUACAGUUCGGUUUCGCAUAGCAGAAAUGCGUCCAUUGAGAGUCUUGUAUAUCCCGCCGAUCCGGACCCAACGGCGCUCUAUCCAUGGUCGGUGCGUGCCAUGACACGGACCCUCCCACGUAUAUACCAGCAUGAACGACAGAUGUCGACGGAGAGCAUACUUGCGAACUCGGCCCCUAUGGUACCACAGAGCAUGUACUAAUUAAUCGUAUUUCUCGAUAUCCAAGAGGAUGAGUAGAUCCAGUGGACACUGUACCCUAUAAAAAUGGAGUUCGUCAAGACUGGUUGUAUUCAUUACUACUCGUAGUAGCACCAUGCCCGGCCCCCUAGUUCCAUGGUGUCCUUUGGUCCGUGUCAUGCCCUUCAGCAUAUAGUCAUGACUCCUUCACGUUCGUCCGGUAGCAUAUUUUAUACUAUCUAGUAUCUUUGGGACUUAAAAACUUUGAUUGUAUUUUCGUAGACAUCUGAUGUGCUUAUCCUCGCUUUUUUAGCACGAUUCUUCGGAUACCUCGGUAACUAAUCAAUUAUAAUUCUGGCAUCAUUGCUGCGGGAUCUGUCGCAAUAUAUCUGCU
Molecule: messenger RNA, 1746 nt
Organism: Suillus bovinus
Lineage: Eukaryota; Fungi; Basidiomycota; Agaricomycetes; Boletales; Suillaceae
Exons: 4
Coding region: 207-1376 (389 amino acids)
Source: RefSeq, a predicted model, not a curated record